Messenger RNA from Sapajus apella (tufted capuchin), 2175 nucleotides. RefSeq names its product fuzzy planar cell polarity protein (gene FUZ). The record is from RefSeq and is a predicted model, not a curated record. Lineage: Eukaryota; Metazoa; Chordata; Mammalia; Primates; Cebidae. The coding region runs from base 642 to 1898 and encodes 418 amino acids. Gene Ontology annotation, biological process: vesicle-mediated transport; non-motile cilium assembly. The transcript is spliced from 11 exons.
UGUUUUUCUCGAUUUCGCACUAAGGAGGGGUGGUCGGACUUCGAUGUGCCGCCAUCUUUGAGUAGGGCACAGCCGUUUACAGCCUUGGAAUGGAAAUCGGACUGAAUGGUGGUUGCUUGGCAACGCCCCACGGUCGCCACUUUUGAGUAGGGCACACUGUUUACUACUUCAAAAUGGAAACGUAGACGGAAUGUGGUUGCUAGGCAACGCCUUGGGAUCGUCGCAAUCUUUGAUCGCGGCACAACUGUUUUUUCCGUUUAGAAUGUAAAUCAUCAAAGUCUACAGGAUGGUGUAUAGGCAAGGCCUUGGCGCAGUCAUCAUCUUCAAUCCGGCCUCUUGGUUCGCCUUACCUCCUCGGAGAAACUAAAAAGCUUUGUAAAUUCAAUUAGCCGCCAUCUUUGUUAGGGGUACUAUGACUUCCGGCUGGGGCGGAAGAGAACUUAACGGGUUUGGGGGAGGUGCCUGAAUAGGGUUUGAGGGUCUGAGUUGGAUGAAGAAGGCGGGAAGUUAAUCCCGUUCCAGUCGGCUCCCCAUCUCGCCCUCUGGCGGCUCCCGACCGCAGACCGAGUUACUGUGAUUGCCGGCAUGCUCCAAGACCGGCACUGACAGUCCCCACGUGGGGGCUGCGGUGGGAGUCCUAAAUGGGGGAGGAAGGGACGGGCGGCACCGUGCAUCUGCUGUGCCUCGCGGCCUCCAGCGGGGUCCCCCUGUUCUGCAGGAGCAGCCGCGGCGGCGCCCCCGCCCGUCAGCAGCUCCCGUUCUCUGUCAUCGGUUCUCUCAAUGGAGUCCACAUGUUCGGGCAGAAUCUGGAGGUGCAGCUGAGCUCUGCAAGGACCGAGAACACGACCGUGGUGUGGAAAAGCUUCCAUGACAGCAUCACCCUUAUUGUUCUGUCAUCUGAGGUGGGCAUCUCUGAGCUGAGGCUGGAGAGACUACUCCAAAUGGUGUUUGGAGCCAUGGUCCUUCUUGUGGGACUUGAAGAACUGACCAAUAUCCGCAACGUGGAGAGACUGAAGAAGGACUUGAGGGCCAGUUACUGCCUGAUCGACAGCUUCCUAGGGGAUUCGGAGCUCAUCGGGGACCUGACCCAGUGUGUAGACUGUGUGAUUCCACCAGAGGGGACCCUCUUGCAGGAAGCCCUCUCCGGGUUCGCUGAGGCCGCGGGCACGGCCUUCGUCAGUCUGGUGGUGUCGGGCCGGGUGGUGGCGGCAACAGAAGGUUGGUGGCGGCUGGGGACGCCCGAGGCCGUGCUGCUCCCCUGGCUGGUGGGGUCCCUACCGCCGCAGACCGCUCGCGACUACCCAGUGUACUUGCCGCACGGGAGCCCCACGAUCCCACACCGGCUCCUGACGCUGACGCUGCUGCCAAGCCUGGAGCUGUGUCUGCUCUGCGGACCGAGCCCACCCCUCAGCCAGUUGUAUCCACAGCUUUUGGAGCGCUGGUGGCAGCCGCUGCUGGACCCGCUGCGGGCCUGUCUGCCGCUGGGACCCCGAGCGCUGCCCAUUGGCUUCCCCCUCCACACAGACAUCCUCGGGCUGCUGCUCCUCCACCUGGAACUGAAACGCUGCCUCUUCACUGUGGAGCCCUUGGGGGAUAAAGAGCCUUCCCCAGAACAGCGCCGGCGCCUCCUCCGAAACUUCUACACCCUGGUCACCUCCACGCACUUCCCACCAGAGCCAGGGUCACCAGAGAAGACGGAAGAUGCGUUCCACCAGGCCCAGCUGCCCAGAGCCUGCUACCUGGUGUUAGGGACCGAGGAACCAGGCUCAGGAGUGCGUCUGGUGGCCCUGCAGCUGGGGCUUCGGCGGCUGCUGCUGCUGCUGUCUCCUCAGAGUCCUACCCAUGGGCUGCGAAGUUUGGCCACCCACACUCUGCAUGCCCUCACCCCGCUUCUUUGACUACCUAGCAGUGGGUGAUGGACACAGACAUGGGGCUGUUAGCGCCUCUCUGUUUUUAUUCGCUCACAAUAAUACACAGCCCCUGGAUGGGGAGGGGGUAGGAGGGGCUAUGACAGGGUGGGGUGGGAGGGGAGGAGGCAUCCACUUCCCUGGCCCCUCUCCCCUCUGUGCUUGGGGGGGAAAGGGAGGGAGGGGGCUCCCCCUGACCCCCCAGAAUGUAAACAGCAGCAGAUGAACAAAAAUAAAAAUACAAAAGGCUGGAGGAAGGUCCCAGGCA